GGGCGGGCGAUGCAGGUUGUUUCCUGAUGUAGCGACAUCCCCAUUCCUUGAACUGACUUGUUUGUUGACGAGGAAGAUGGAGUUCCUAAUGGGAAAUCCGUUCACUACCGCAGUAGGGCAUUGCAUUGAAAGAGCAACCGAUGGCUCACUACAAGCUGAAGACUGGACUCUGAACAUGGAAAUAUGUGACAUCAUCAAUGAAACCGAAGACGGGCCAAAAGAUGCAAUCAGGGCAGUGAAAAAGAGGCUGAACGGCAAUAGGAACUACAGAGAAGUGAUGCUGACUUUAACGGUGCUGGAGACUUGUGUAAAGAACUGUGGCCACCGGUUUCAUUCUCUGGUCACCAGCAGGGACUUUGUUGACGGUGUUCUUGUUAAAAUCAUCUCUCCUAAAAAUAACCCUCCCACCAUCGUUCAAGACAAAGUACUGGCCCUUAUUCAGGCAUGGGCCGAUGCAUUCAGGAGCAGUCCAGAUCUCACAGGUGUCGUCCAAAUCUAUGAGGAGUUAAAGCGAAAAGGCAUUGAGUUCCCUAUGUCAGACCUGGAGACUCUCUCGCCCAUACACACACCUCUGCGGACUGCAUCCGCACCGGAGGGAGACUCCAUUCUACAUAAGUACACCACCUCUUCCCAGCCUGCACCACACGUGGUUCCACCAGCCCACCCCACCACCCAGGUUCCAAAUAUUCACUCGUCUGGAGCAAUCAACCCUACACCUGAACAGAUUUGCAGACUGCGAAGUGAGCUGGAUGUUGUUCGAGGCAACACGAAGGUCAUGUCAGAGAUGCUGACUGAGAUGGUUCCUGGACAAGAGGACGCUUCAGACUACGAGUUACUCCAGGAGCUGAACAGGACUUGCAGAGCCAUGCAGCAAAGGAUAGUGGAGCUCAUCUCCUGUGUCUCCAACGAGGCGGUGACUGAGGAGCUGCUACACGUAAACGACGAUCUCAAUAACAUCUUCUUGCGCUAUGAAAGAUACGAGAGAUUCAGGUCUGGAAGGUCGACAGCUCAGAGUGUCAACAAUGGGGUCCUAAGUGAAGCCACAGAGGACACCCUUAUAGAUCUGGGACCCGCCUCCCCAGCGGUGGUCAGCAAUAUGCCGAAUGCAGCCCCUAGCAGCUUGCCUGCAAAUGUCACCGCCACCACAGCAAGACCAUCCUCCCCGACCACUUUAGCAUCUUGCCUGGCUGGACUCGAUGUGGGCACAGACAGCGUCAGCAAUACCCUAAGCUCUUUGUCUAGCUGCAAACCUCCACCCUCUCAGGACGAGUUUGACGUCUUUGCCCAAACCAGGACUGGGGCGCUCCCUGAACCUCCCAAGAUACCACCAGCAGAGGACAACUGUGAUCCUGGAUCUCUUGCCCCGACUGUGAAUGUCCAACAGCAAAGCACAGCAGCGUAUGUUGGAGGCCAGUCCUCUGUCAUGGAUGACAUAGAGGAGUGGCUAAGUACUGAUGUGAAAGGAGAUGAAGGGGAGGAGGGUGUGACCAGCGAAGAGUUUGACAAGUUCCUGGAGGAGCGAGCCAAAGCUGCAGAGGCGAUCCCCACCCUGCCGUCUCCGCCUACUGGCGACCCGGGCGCAGCGCAGGGAACCCCCAGCCGCAAGAAGCAAGAGAGAUCGGAGGGCGCUUUGUUUGCCAUGUAGAACGAAAAACAAAUCCAUCACACUAUUUAAAUCCACUACAGAGUUUUAUCUUCAUUGAAAGGGAACCUAAAAGGGAAAACCUAACAAAAGCGGUCUAUUUUCAUAAUGUUAAAAAGGUGACGGACCAGCAUUGUAGUCCCUUCCCUGUGUGUUUGUGAAGGGUUUUCAUGCUAGUCUGUUGACAUUUCUAAAUGAUGUGUGCCCCUUUGCGUCUCCUAGCAUGCAUUAACACAUAAGUCAUUUACUUUUUUUCCAAGCGCUACUCUCCAGUUUGCUAAGUAUUCCUGCAGGAAUAUUGUGUUUCCGUUCAGUCCCUCUGCAAAUCAGCAUGAGUUGUAAAUCUGUACAUGACAAAUGUCCUUUUCUGGGUAUAUUUUAAGCUGCAUAUGUAUGAAAGAGAUUUAUUAAUAUUCAGUAGAUUUGUGGAGGUGGGGGGGGAAAAAAAGGGAAGGGCGAUGGGUUCAUGUUUCCUGGCUGCUGUAUCUUUAGGGAUGUGCCCAACCCUGCUGAGCUUUUUUCACAAUGAGAAGGGAGUUUACUUUGGCAUACAUGCAGCACAGUAGUGUGUGAUAUUUGGGGUCCAAUCUGCCUUUUUCUGUCUUGUAGUUUGCUGUGUUGGUCACAAUGUGCUGAGACUUGUUAAGCCUAAAGUUGCUGUUUAUGUCUUUGUUUUCUAGUAAGCAUUUUUGGCCAACUGUAUCCUAUUUUUGUGACCCGAAAUAGUCUUGAGGACCAAAUGUGUUCCAUCAUCUGGAUGAAUCCCAUGAUUACAUCACAAUCUCUGCAUUUCCUGUAUACACUGACCUUUUCAGUACCUCUAGCUGUUCCCCAGAAAUGAGCUCGGGCGCUGCAAACGAGACAUUUUACUCUCGACUUGAAAAUAAACGUGUUCCAUGCACCUGGAGCAAGCGUGCACUUGAACUUGUACUGUAAAUCAGCAAGGGACAAGCACUUGUGGAUGUCAUUAAUUCAAGAAUUUCCCUUGAGAUGAGUAUUUUAAAUAGUUUUAUUGUUAUGUAAGGAAUAUAAUUCUAAUUCAUGAAGGGACGUGUUUAUUUUUGAGAGAUGUUUUCUACAACGCUGCUGGCUGAUGCAUUGUGUUAUGCGGUUGUUGUGUGUUGAAUGUAAACACUUGAGUUUAUAAGGGUAGAGUCACAUGAAGGAUUCAUCUUUUUUUUUUUUAAGCUGACUUCCUCUCCUCGCAAAGCUUCUCCUCUUUGUUCACUAAAGACGACACAUUGUUCAGUCCGUUUGUGCCAGUGUAACCUUCUUGUUGGCGAUUUGUAAGCGGAUCCCAGAUCCCAGGGUACAGACAGGAACACUGUGUUUCUUUGUGCAUCACUUGAUACCAAGAAGAGAGGAGAUGCAGAGUGUGAUGCUUCGUUUCUCUUUCUGUUGCUUGACUCCUGCAUGAACGCUUAAUAAAUGAAAUGUUGGCAGUGUGCCCUCCUUA
This is a messenger RNA of Dunckerocampus dactyliophorus (ringed pipefish), 3098 nucleotides long. It is a transcript of the gene tom1l2b, whose product is annotated as target of myb1 like 2 membrane trafficking protein. Gene Ontology annotation, molecular function: ubiquitin binding; phosphatidylinositol binding; clathrin binding. The record is from RefSeq and is a predicted model, not a curated record. Gene Ontology annotation, cellular component: membrane; endosome. Bases 77 to 1645 code for a protein of 522 amino acids. Gene Ontology annotation, biological process: signal transduction. NCBI's taxonomy places the organism in Eukaryota, Metazoa, Chordata, Actinopteri, Syngnathiformes, Syngnathidae. The transcript is spliced from 15 exons.